Plasmodium coatneyi is the source of this 1419-nucleotide messenger RNA. Its product is annotated as XPA binding protein 1. Bases 1 to 1419 code for a protein of 472 amino acids. NCBI's taxonomy places the organism in Eukaryota, Apicomplexa, Aconoidasida, Haemosporida, Plasmodiidae. The transcript has a single exon. Gene Ontology annotation, molecular function: GTPase activity. The record is from RefSeq and is a predicted model, not a curated record.
AUGGAAGAAAAAUGCGAAGCAAAAAAUGAGGCAAAAGGCGAAGUAGAAAGUGAGGGAAAAAACCUAUCUAAAAUUGAAAAUUACAAAAUAAACAACGCAAGGUAUGAAGAUAUGUUAAAGGAUAAACAAAGCGAAAAUGAAACAAGUGAUAACAUUUUAAUACAGGAAAAUUAUAAGCGCGCCGAAACGGAAAAUCAAAAAAGUGACAGUCCUGAAAUGAAAUUUGACAAACGGGAAUAUAUAAAUGAUGACCUCUGCAGCCAACUUAGCGAACAGGAUGUAACGCAAAGUGUAAACAAAGGAGAAGAAAAAAUGGACAGUUUGCCACAAAAUGAAAAAAAAUCCGAACCUUCAUCUGAAAAGGAAAGACAAAUGAGUCAACCCAAAGGUGAUGAGACAAAUAUGAAAAGGGAAAACUUCCCAAUGUGUGCACCGAAUAAAGAUGGGACAAGCGUAAUAAGGGAAAAAAAUGAAUGCGAAACGCGUCACACCGAUAAGGAGACCAAUCUGAAAGAUUACUACAAAGACUUGCCAACCGUUAUAAUCGUAAUCGGUAUGGCUGGAAGUGGGAAGACGACCUACGUCGGGUCAUUAUAUAACUAUCUAAAAGUAGAAAAAAAAAAAAAAGUAUACACAAUGAACUUGGACCCAGCUGUUAAGUACCUACAAUAUCCAGUAAACAUAGAUAUACGAGAUAGCAUAAAAUAUCACGAAAUAAUGAAAGAGUAUAAACUAGGACCAAAUGGCGCAAUCAUGACAUGUUUAAAUUUAUUUGCCACAAGAUUUGACAAAGUUAUUGAAAUUUUGGAAAAGAGGAAAAAUAAAUUACACUAUAUAAUUGUUGACACACCGGGGCAAAUUGAAGUAUUUAACUGGUCAGCAAGUGGAAAUAUUAUUUUAGAAACCCUAUCAGUUAGCUUCCCCGUGGUUAUUAAUUAUAUUAUUGACACGGUUAGAUGUGAACGGCCCAUCACCUUCAUGUCCAAUAUGCUUUAUGCGUGCAGUGUUCUGUACAAAGCUAGACUUCCCUUUCUGGCUUGCUUCAACAAAGUGGAUAUUAUAAAACAUGACAAGUGCAUCGAGUGGAUGAAAGAUUAUGACAGUUUCAAUGAGGAUGUUAUACAUGACGAGAGCUACAUGGCUAGCUUUAGUAGAUCAUGCGCCCUCAUGAUAAAUGAAUUUUACGAAGGCAUAAAAACUGUAGGCAUUUCUUCCAAAACGAAUGAAGGGUUUAAUAGUAUACUAAAAAAUUUACAACUCUUGAAGGAAGAAUAUAUUAACGAAUAUGUAACUUCCAUUGAAAAACAAAUGAAAAGAAUUAAAAGAAAAAAGGAAAAAGAUAUCAAAUUGAAAAUGGAAAAUUUGCUAAUCGAGAAGCAAAAAGAUCUCUCCAGUGAGAAAAAUAAAAAUGUAAACUAA